This is a messenger RNA of Aspergillus affinis, 1338 nucleotides long. RefSeq names its product cytochrome P450 monooxygenase. The transcript has 4 exons. The record is from RefSeq and is a predicted model, not a curated record. Bases 1 to 1338 code for a protein of 445 amino acids. Gene Ontology annotation, molecular function: monooxygenase activity; iron ion binding; oxidoreductase activity, acting on paired donors, with incorporation or reduction of molecular oxygen. Lineage: Eukaryota; Fungi; Ascomycota; Eurotiomycetes; Eurotiales; Aspergillaceae.
AUGGAUUCGUCCUAUGCUGCUCUGCUUGGCCAUCGCUCUCUGAUGGCACUACAGGGCGAGGAGUGGAAAAUGAUGCGUCAGCGGCUCAACCCGGCGUUUUCCAAAGGCCAUCUAAUCUCACUCAUGCCUUGUAUCCUUGAACACAUAUCUCCCUUCCUUGAAUGCCUUGAUGGAUACUGUAGAAGUGGCGCCGACUUUCCUCUGCAAGAUCCUCUUGCGGAACUUACCUUAGGCAUCAUGGGUUCCAUAGUCAUGAAUGGAAACAAUAACGAUUCAUCCGAAAUUUCGCGACAGCAUGAGAUCACGUCGGUUUUCCGCGAGCUGUACUCGACGUAUAGCUUUGAUCCUAAUGUACCUUCUUGGUUGACUGAUCCACGGGCCAAAUGGCGCCGAAACCAAGUUGGGAAGAAACUCACCAGUCUCCUGCAAGAUACCAUUCGGAAAGUUGCUGACCGAAUGAAUCGUGUCCCAGCCAAGGGCUCUCCGCCCAUAAAUUCCCGCAAUAUUAUCGCAUUAGCUCUAGCCGACGUUGAAAACCUAACGACAGAGACUCUCGACCUCGUCUGCGACCAACUCAAAUUCCUGCUUUUCGCCGGUUUCGACACGACCAUCUAUCUUCUAGGGUGGCUGAUCUACCAGCUUAGUAUCACCCCUCGCGCUCUGAAGUCCGUACAGGAUGAGCUCGAGAGCAUUUUUGGCCCGGGCACUGAUCCCACUAUUGCCAAAGAGAAGCUUCUUUCCAGCCCAGCGGAUACACUCAGCUGCAUGCGCUACACCUCGAGUCUAAUCAAGGAGACGCUAAGAAUGUAUCCGCCCGGUGCUACUUCCCGAACCGUGCCAUCUAAUUCGGACGCAUUUUUACAAAUGCCAGACGGCAGCGCCCUCCGCCUGGACGGCCUAUCACUGUAUAGCUGCCAUAGCAUGAUCCACCGCGAAGAAGCAGUCUACGGAGCCACGAAGGAUGUUUUCAUGCCCGAACGGUGGCUCCAUCCCGUCGACUCGUCUGGUGUUGGCACGCGGGUGCCACCUGCUGCCUGGCGGCCUUUUGAGCGUGGCCCCCGAAACUGUCUCGGCCAGGAGUUGGCGCUUGUGGUCUCCAAGCUUGUGCUCGUUUUUGCGGCGAGGAGGUACAACUUCUGCAAGAGUGGGCUGGGUCAGGUUGCGCGCGAUGCAAGCAAUGAACCCAUUCUCAACCCACAUGGGCAGUAUGAAGUUGAGUCGGAGCUGUAUUAUGCGAGGCAGUUUAUCCCCAAGCCUGUGGAUAGGAUGCGGAUGCACGUCCAGUUUAGCUCUGUGACACACUCGUCGGAGUGUGUUCAAAAGUUAUGUCUCUUCUAG